UGUUUUCUUCUUAUGAGACACUAUUUUUCAGGAAAUAUGGUAGCGUGGACCAUAAACCUGCACUAGGAUUCCACAUCACCGUACCACGUCAUCAAUUGCAUCUGCACUACCCCAUUACUCCAUUCAAAGAAUUUGUAUACAUAAAUUGAAGGAAGAACGAGGACAGAGUCAAUUGCUUGUGUAGCAAGUGUGUGUGAAUGAGAGCAACAAUACAAAAUUUGAGCCAUAUCUUAUGGUUUCUUCCACAAGAAUUGAGAUUUUUCAUCUGGGUUGGUUCAUUCUUGGGGGGGGGGGGCCAAGAAAGUGAAAGAAAAUUCAAAAACACUCUUUGGGGUAUUGAACUGUGAUUUUGUGAAUGCGUUUCAUAUGCAAUAAUAUAUAGCAAGUCAACAUGGCCAUGUUGAACAAUUCUAAUCCCACCACACAAUCACAGAGCAUCCAAAUCCAAGCACAACUUCCACAGCAGAGGCUUCCGUUCACAGUCCCCAUCAAGGCACAAGAUUCAAACUUUCCCAAUAGAACAACAGUGGCGGGUCAAACAGCAAGAAGGGUUUUCCAGAUUCUGUUCUACUUGUAUUUGUUCUUGGUUUCAGUCUUGGUGAUUUUCCUUGUCAUAUAUGGUCUGGUCUCUGACGCUCACACCCACCAUUUCCACCCUCAGAAAUGGUACCCCCCACUUCUAGCUUCAACAGCAUGUGCUGGAAUUGUUGGUUUCACAUGGCAACGCAUCACUGCACGCCACUCCACAAGGGUAGUCAGGUUAGCAUUUUGGCUGAGUCCCCUGCUAACAUGCGCAAUGGGAAUUAUGUUCAUAUGCAUUGGCACUGCCGUGAGUCUUGCAGUUGGUGUAAUUGCUUUGGUUUCUGCAUUGAUCCAAUCCCUCUAUGGUUGUUGGGCCAGUCCCAGAUUUGAAUAUGGCACCAGAAUCUUGUCAGUUUCAAUAGCCUUUCCUCCUAACAAAACCCAAGGGCUAACCCUUUAUUCAAUCCUCAUUGGCAUUCUUUACUGCUGUUUCCUUGUGGCUGGGAUUGGAGGAGCAAGAGCCAUUGAAAACAGAACCAAACUAUCACCCUUUUUCAUCUUCUUGAUCUUGCUGAGCCUAGGAUGGACUAUGCAGUUUCUGAAGAAUGCAAUGUAUGUCACUAUUUCAAGGGUCAAGUAUAUGGCUUUUUCAGGAGGAGUUGACAUGGACACUAGAAUUGCAUUUUGUGACACAAUCAAACACUUAACUGGAUGUGUUUCCAUAGGGUCCAUCUUGGUUCCCAUCAUCGUGCUCUUCCGGGGUUUUGCACGAGCCACGAGUCUGGUUGGAGGAGAUACAGAUGAGUUCAUGUUUUCCUGUGUGAGUUGCUAUACGGGGAUUGCAUCUCUUCUUGUGAUCCGUGGGAACCGAUGGGGUUUAGUGCACGUUGGAGUUUAUAACAAGGGGUUUGUGCAAGCAUCUUCUGAUACUUGGGAGAUGUUCAAUAGAGUUGGAUUGGUGGAACUCAUAGACUUGGAUCUCACUGGAGUAUUCUGUUUCCUUAGUGGGGUUGGCACUGGUGCAAUAUGUAGUCUAGUGGGUGGAAUUUGGAGUCUUGUAACGCACAAGAGCUAUGCCACAGAAGUGUCCAUUUAUGCUUUCCUCAUUGGCUAUUUCAUGUGUCGAUUGGCCAUAGCAUGGGCACAAGCUUGUGUUGCAGCUUACUAUGUUGCCUACGCAGAAAAUCCACAGAGCACUCAUUUUGACUCCACUAUUCCAGUACGCUUGGAGCAGCUUAACAGAUCUCAAGCUCUGCAAAUAUUUGGAGCUAAUAAUUUCAGCUGAGGCUAAAUACUGAAGUGUAACAGUAAACCAAGUUAGCUCAUUAAACCCCAAGAAUUGGAAGGGAAAUUUUGUAUUGUAUAGAAUGAUUUCAUUUGAUUGUAGUCUUGAAUUACGAAAGUCAUAACUGAUGGUUCUUUAUACA
Molecule: messenger RNA, 1949 nt
Organism: Vigna unguiculata (cowpea)
Lineage: Eukaryota; Viridiplantae; Streptophyta; Magnoliopsida; Fabales; Fabaceae
Product: protein pns1-like
Biological process (GO): transmembrane transport
Cellular component (GO): membrane
Molecular function (GO): transmembrane transporter activity
Source: RefSeq, a predicted model, not a curated record